Molecule: messenger RNA, 474 nt
Organism: Cornus florida
Lineage: Eukaryota; Viridiplantae; Streptophyta; Magnoliopsida; Cornales; Cornaceae
Exons: 1
Coding region: 1-474 (157 amino acids)
Source: RefSeq, a predicted model, not a curated record
AUGAAUUCAAUGAGGCCAGAGAUAGUUGAGCAAGUAUUUCAAGUCUGUAAUAAGAAGCGGUACAUUCAUCGUGAUCAAGAGGGAAGCCACUAUCAGCUAAUGAAAGACUACUUCAAUGAGAAUUGCAUAUAUCCACCAGAGUACUUUCACAGGCGAUUCAGGAUGCAACGGGAACUUUUUCUUCGUAUCCUUAAUGAUGUCAAAGCUUAUGAUAACUACUUUGUCCAAAAAAAAAAGGGUGUGACUGGUCGUCUAGGGUUAUCUUCUAUACAGAAGAUGAUAACUGCUGUUCGUAUACUCGUAUAUGGUUGUGCAGUCGAUCACCAUGAUGAGUAUAUUAAAAUCGGUGAGAGCACUGCCAUUAAAUACUUGAAGGCAUUUUAUAAUACUAUUGUUGCUGUGUUUGUAGAGGAGUAUAUACGCUCACCCAACAAAGGUGACAUAGCAUGGCUACUUGAAGAAGAGAAGCAGUGA